AUGACAUCUCACUUUCAUAGAGAUGAUACAUCCUCCCAAACACCUACCACGCCCACUCAAAAGCAAACACGGGAGGCUCGAAUGAUACUCAAGGGUCACGAAGACUGGGUGAGAGGCGUAGCUGUCAUACCUGGCGCCCGUCUCCUUGUCACUUGCUCGGACGACAAAAGCCUUCGCAUGUGGGAUCUAGACAAGGCGCAUCAAGUAAUGGAGCCCUUGUGGGGUCAUGAUGACUAUGUCUUGACAGUCGCAGCGUCUCAUGAUGGGCGUUGGAUUGCGAGCGGAGGGUGGGGCGGAAACAUCCUGGUCUGGAAAGUGAGCACAAAAAAUGAGUCUAUCUCGUUCAAGGGACACAAGAGUGCCAUCGGAAGCAUCGUAUUUGCAUCGAACAGCGGCAGAUUUGCAAGUGCGUCGGCGGACAAAACGGUAUGCGUGUGGCGGAGAGAUACGGGCAAAAUCGUGCUAGGACCACUCUAUGUGGGCAGCGCCGCAUUGUCGGUGUCAUACUCCCCUGAUGGGAGGAGGCUAGCAGCAGGUACCGAUGAACAUAUCAUCGUUUGGAAUGCAGCAAGCGGAAAAGAAUUGCUAAAGAUAGAGCAGCGGGCAUUGGAAGUCGCAUUCACUCCAGAUGGCCUCCAUCUAGUCAGCGGAAAUCAGAAGGACAUCCGAAUCUCAGAUGCUGCUACUGGAGACAUCAUCAAACAGUUUGACGCACAUGCCGAACCCUUCCAAUCAUUAGCCAUUGCUCCCGAUGGCAGCAAAUUCGCUACUACGUCGAGCGACAAAACGACCCGCUUCUUUGACCUGACCACUUUCGAACUCAUCGACGAGUCACUCGAGCACCCUGAUAUUGUCUGGUGUGUGGCUUUUUCGGAGGAUAGCCAGCUUAUCGUGACUGGCUGUGAAGACCGACUUGCUCGUAUAUGGAGUGUUCCUCAGAGCAAGUCAGAGAAAGAGGGGCGCGAAAGGCUCCCGCGGCCAAAUCGCGCAGGAUUGCCGCAUAGGUUCUUUGAUGACGUCCGAGUCGAAACAACUUAUCCGCCGUGUCGCCCCAACCGGUCCGCACAUGGAAGCUUGCAACACCCCACAGGGCACUCCCGCAUCAAGGACCUCAUUCACCGUCUCCCAUUUCGCAGGCUGUCGCCACAAGCACAGCCUGAGGUGGAACACUCAUGGCACUUGAGGGUCACGCAGUUGCCGCAGCAACUCCUACCCACUCGUAGGUCGAGAUCUGGCCAAGAGCCACCAAUCGUCGACGUUGCAGUCGGGCGCAAGUUCACUCGUCUUGCUAUUGCCCAUCCGCCAGAAUACAGGAAAGUCGACGAUACCCGACGUCCACCUAGAGAGCAGCCUGUUGUGUCACAGGACAUGGCGGAAAAUGACCCGUCGUCCGAGUCGGCUGAGACUGAUUCGCUCCCAGACAUACAUUGGUUCAAGGCGUUCAUCUGCUUUUAUUCGUGCUGGUCUCAUGGCAGACUGAGAAUGCCUCCACGAUGGCGCUUGGAGCUGGUUGACCAACCUCACUAG
Suillus paluster is the source of this 1527-nucleotide messenger RNA. RefSeq names its product WD40-repeat-containing domain protein. The coding region runs from base 1 to 1527 and encodes 508 amino acids. Gene Ontology annotation, molecular function: protein binding. Lineage: Eukaryota; Fungi; Basidiomycota; Agaricomycetes; Boletales; Suillaceae. The record is from RefSeq and is a predicted model, not a curated record. The transcript is spliced from 3 exons.